AUGGGUAUACACGAGGGUAACCGGGACGGUCAAUACUUCCAGCUUACCGAUGAAGAACAAUCUAUUGGGUCCGAGAAAACACGAAUUGGAAAUGACGAUCAAGAGAGCGAGCAUGAUGGUGGAUUAUACUAUGAUGUCAAGGAACUCAAAUCUCUGCGACGGCCCGCCCACGAUGGCACACGUCGUUAUCGAUUUCUUGUCGGCUGCGUAACUACUCUCACUCUCAUCUUUUCAAUUCUCCAGCUCUUAGCCAUAUUAAGAGGCGGUAUGCACAUUCCUCACAGAGAAGAAGUGGCUCCAAAUCAAUCACUAGAGAAACAUGAACCAGAAACGACGUCUUCUUCCAAUUUCGACUGGCCCUGUGGCAUAUCAGCGGAGGAGGCGAAGAAAGCAGGCUGCUAUUUCGACAUGGGCUUGAUAGCCUGGCUGCCACACGCAUGCUACAACAAAGAACUCGACGAAUCUUUCCGUGCGCUCAAUGACUGGCCAUUUUGGCUCCCAAAUGAUGAGAAUACGGGACCCAAUCUCACAAAGCCAAUUACUGUUGAGAGGCUACAGGAUCUGCCGCUUCAGAUGGUCGAUUUGGAUUGGCCGGGACACAGUUGGUCGACAUUGAUGUUCCAUGAUGCUCAUUGCCUGCAUGCAUGGCAGUAUAUGCAUCAGGCGCUGCUGAAGAAUAAGAAGAUUCCUACAUCCAUUACGAGAUGGUCGCACACCACUCAUUGCUCGCAUGAAGCCUUAAUGGAUACCUCGAAUGUUACAUACAGAGAGAUUAGCCCGACUGCUCACAACCGUUAUCCUGCGUGUGUCGAGGUGGAUAGUAUGAAAGGACAGAUGCCUGAUUUGUAUUAA
Molecule: messenger RNA, 852 nt
Organism: Talaromyces marneffei
Lineage: Eukaryota; Fungi; Ascomycota; Eurotiomycetes; Eurotiales; Trichocomaceae
Exons: 1
Coding region: 1-852 (283 amino acids)
Source: RefSeq, a predicted model, not a curated record